UUAAACCUCAAAGAAGAAGAAGAAGAAGAAGAAGAAGAAGAAGAAGAAGAAGAAGAAGAAGAAGAAGAAGCUCAUUCCGCAGUAUUUGACAUUAGUUGAAAUGAGAAGCUAACCACAGACAAGAAGUUUUCUGCUUGCACUCUACUGAAGUCAAGCCACGUAUUAAGUCAUGGAAAACUAAGUCAAAUAGCAGUUCGCGGAUUUUAUCGACACAACAGCGGGGCUGCAGCAGGUGGAAGCAGCCGCCUCCGCGGAGAUGGUCAACUUGAACUGGAAGCCGUUCAUCUACGGAGGGAUGGCCUCGAUUGUCGCAGAAUUCGGGACAUUUCCCAUUGACCUGACUAAGACGCGACUACAGGUCCAGGGUCAGUGCCAGUACACAGAGGUGCGCUACAGGGGCAUGUUCCACGCCCUCUUCAGGAUCGGCAAGGAGGAGGGCAUCCGAGCACUCUAUUCUGGGAUUUCUCCUGCUCUGUUGAGACAAGCUUCUUAUGGGACAAUCAAGAUAGGAACCUACAACUCUCUGAAGAGGCUGUUUGUUACUCAUCCAGAAGAUGAGACCAUGGUCAUCAACGUCUUCUGUGGUGUCAUCUCUGGAGUCCUGUCCUCUUCUCUAGCCAACCCCACUGAUGUCCUCAAGAUCAGAAUGCAGGCGCAAGGCAGUCUGCUCCAAGGCAGCAUGAUGUCCAACUUCGUCAACAUCUACCAGACAGAGGGCACCAGAGGGCUGUGGAGAGGUGUCAUCCCCACAGCGCAGCGAGCAGCCAUUGUCGUCGGAGUGGAACUUCCUGUCUAUGACAUAACGAAGAAACAUCUCCUUCGCUCUGGCGUCAUGGGAGACACCAUUUUGACACAUUUUAUUUCAAGUUUCACGUGUGGCUUGGCGGGGGCGCUGGCCUCCAACCCUGUGGACGUUGUCCGGACCCGUAUGAUGAACCAGCGAGUUUUGUCGGGAGCCCCCAUGUAUAAAGGAACACUCGACGGACUGAUGCAGACGUGGAAGAAUGAGGGCUUCUUCGCUCUCUAUAAGGGAUUCUGGCCUAACUGGCUGCGGCUGGGGCCUUGGAACAUCAUUUUCUUCAUCACCUUCGAGCAGCUGAAGAAGCUCCCGUUUUAACAGGAGCAGGAAGUGGGACUUCACUGGUCUGUUAGAUUGUGUCAGGCAUAAGUGGGGUGUGAGCACGGCAGCUCCUGGAGUUUUGGCACCGGUAUAUUUACACGAUACAAUAUUAAUCAUCUGCUCAUGCUCAUCCAAAUCAUGUGUUGAUUUUUCUUUUUUUGCAAUGUGUUUUAUUUAUUGUCACUGGUUCGGUUUUAGUAAUGUUUUAAGGACUGUUGCUUCGGUGAUUGCUCUCACCCUCAACCACCUGCGACACUCCCCAGGCAGCUUGAUGUUUGGUUGUAGCAGAAGACUGCACGUUUGGAAGACUAAGUUUAUUUCCUUGAGCUGAUUUGAAAAGAAGAGAGUUUGUGGGUUGUGUGAGUUUCUCAAAAGACAGAGAUGACACUUGUGAUUGUUUGCUCAGGAUUCUUAUACAGAUCUGGAAAAACACUGGAAAAUGAAUUUAUUAAUAAGCCUAGUAAUUGGAGACUGUCAGUUCAGUCUUGCAUGGCUAUGUACACAGCUUGUGGAUUUUUUUUUUUUAAAAAAAGGAGAAAAUAAUGAGAAGUUCUAAAAUGAAUGACGUUUAGGAACCCUAUAAUUUGAAUGCGUGGGCGCUGCAUGAAAUGUGUUUGGAAAAUAAGUCAAUUUAACUGCUAAUGUGAGAAAUUGCAUGGAAGAGUGGUACAAAUAGAUCGACUGUUACAGGUAGUUACUGUUCUGAGAGGGAAUUAAGACACUGACAGAAAGGAGGAAAUAAUGCUCAACAGCACUCCAGGCAGGGUGCAAAAUUAAAUUUUUUGUCCACCGGCCAAAUGGUCAGCGAAUGUUUAAAUUUGACUAGUCUCUUAAUAGAGUACCAUUAUUUGACUGGUGAGUAAAGCAAAUCUAGCAGCCACUUGCAUAUUUUACCAGCAUUUGGCUGGUGGAUGGUGCUAAUUUUGUAUCCUGACUCCAGGUGAUCAAUGGUUGAUCUCUGUAAAUGGAUAAUGAUACUCAGCGAUAUCAUGUGAUCUUUGGUAUAUUAAAGGGAUAGUUGGGAUUUUUUUAAGUGGGGUUGUAUGAGUAUUUGUAUCUAUGCUUUCUUCAAACUGAUAUUUUGGUGUUAAGAAUUACAGUUUUUCAAUUCAAUGGGUCAGUUGCCAGAAAAUAACUUGACACGUUUUUUUCUUUUGUUUAUUAUUUCAUAGGCAAACUAAAGCAAUUUCCUGUACUCUGAACAUCUGUGAUCUUAAAGAACCACUGCAGUUUUACUUGAAACUAUCAGAAACCUGAACCAAAGCCUCUAAUGACAAAAGGGAAACACACUUUUGAGACACUUUUGCUCUUAUUCAUUCACAACCAAAAGAAGUUUGUUUGUUUUCUCGUCCUCGUUCUUAAGGAAAUAAUCAAUCCAGAUCAUGGAUAUGUUGUUUUUGUUCAUUUUUGCGGUAAAGACAUUUUACUUUUUCACAUCGUUCAUCUACAGUCUGCUGCAGUAUUGGGAGCUAAUUUAAACAUUAUUAACCCACAAGAACACCCGUAUGUCACUUGCUGAAAAGACUCAUUCACACAUAAGAGGUGGAUGUAUUUUAUCUUUUUAUGUCCAGGUGUUUA
This is a messenger RNA of Sander lucioperca (pikeperch), 2698 nucleotides long. RefSeq names its product solute carrier family 25 member 14 (gene slc25a14). Gene Ontology annotation, cellular component: mitochondrial membrane. Bases 257 to 1117 code for a protein of 286 amino acids. The transcript has 9 exons. Gene Ontology annotation, biological process: mitochondrial transport. The record is from RefSeq and is a predicted model, not a curated record. Lineage: Eukaryota; Metazoa; Chordata; Actinopteri; Perciformes; Percidae.